Syngnathus typhle (broad-nosed pipefish) is the source of this 691-nucleotide messenger RNA. Its product is annotated as histone H1-like. Gene Ontology annotation, biological process: nucleosome assembly. Gene Ontology annotation, cellular component: nucleosome. Gene Ontology annotation, molecular function: structural constituent of chromatin; DNA binding. The record is from RefSeq and is a predicted model, not a curated record. The coding region runs from base 3 to 647 and encodes 214 amino acids. The transcript has a single exon. NCBI's taxonomy places the organism in Eukaryota, Metazoa, Chordata, Actinopteri, Syngnathiformes, Syngnathidae.
CAAUGGCCGAAGUAGCCCCAGCUCCAGCUUCCCCAGCGAAAGCGGCGAAAAAGAAGACCUCAAAGCCGGCGAAAAAACGGGUCGGGCCCAGCGUCAGCGAGCUCAUCAUCAACGCCGUGACCGCGUCCAAAGAACGCAAUGGAGUCUCUCUGGCCUCCCUGAAGAAAUCCCUGGCGGCCACUGGCUACGACGUGGAGAAGAACAGAUCCCGCAUCAAACUCGCCGUUGUCGGUUUGGUGACCAAGGAAACGCUCGUUCAAACAAAGGGGACCGGUGCUUCUGGUUCCUUCAAGAUUAACAAGAAGACUGAGGGAAAAGCAAAGGCACCUGCUAAGAAGGCAGUCAAGAAGACGCCUACCAAAGCGAAGAAACCUGCUCCCAAGAAGGCAACGCCUAGCAAGAAGCCCAAAGCGCCUGCUGCUAAGAAGGCUGCUGUCAAGAAAGCUAGCAAGAAACCUGCAAAGGCCUCAACACCCAAGAAAUCUGCCAAGAAGCCCACCAAGAGCCCCAAGAAAGCCCCAGCGGCCAAGAAAGCUCCAGCGGCCAAGAAAGUUCCUGCUAAGAAAGCCCCUGCUGCCAAGAAGAGCCCUGCCAAGAGAGUGGCAAAGCCCAAGACGGUCAAGAAGGUAGCAGCCAAGAAGAAGUGAAUUUAACACUUCUAUCAACCAAAGGCUCUUUUCAGAGCCACCAA